This is a messenger RNA of Symbiodinium pilosum, 1827 nucleotides long. Lineage: Eukaryota; Dinophyceae; Suessiales; Symbiodiniaceae. The record is from the annotation of a GenBank genome assembly.
GAGCUGAAGAAGGAGGUCAAUGAUAUGGUAAGUGGAACAGCGAAGGUGAAGCAAGAAAUCAUGAAGGAGGAGGUCAAGAAGGAAAGGGAUGCAGAAGUCAAGCACGAGAUCUGCAAUGAGGCCACCAGGCAGGCAGUCAAGGAAGAACAUGCAUCCAAUGCAGACGGCCAGCACGCAACGAGGGCAGUAAAGCCAGAUGUGCCUCCUUUGACAAAACACGUGAAGCAAGAGAUGAGAGGGGAGGCCAACAGGAAGGCACAGGGCAGCAUCAAAGACAAAGUGCAGAAGCACCAGCCGAAUGAAGUGAAGCGCGAGGUCAAGUCAGAAGUACCUGAGCGGGUGAAGCAGCACGCCAAAAAAGAGGUCAAGGAGGAGGAGCCAAGAAAGGUGAAACAGGAGAUCAAAAAGGAAGUAAAGCUGGAGGUGAAGACGGAGGAGUCCUCGCACGCCUCCAGCGCUACAACAACGCAGUCGACUGGAGUAAAGCGAGAGAACCCCGGAGGUGCGGCCAUCCGUGUGAAGCAAGAAGACUCCGAAGGCCAGGGUCUGACGAAACGACGACGCAUGAGCCAGAAGGGGCCGGACUUGUCACUUCCGUCCUUUGAGUCGCAGCUGCCAGUGUGGGCGGAGAAAUGCCUAGCAUUUCAGAUCUCUGGCAAAACGUGGCUCCCAACCAAGCCCUGCUGCCCGGCAAGCUUGUUUGUCGGUCUCGGGAGGGCUCCGUGGCCAGAGAGCGAGGAAGUGCACCCAAAGCCGUGCGCUCAGCGUCUAGGCAAGGCUCAGCUCCGUGAGUUCCGUGCCUUCUUCCGCGAGCAGCCGCACCAUGCGCUCUUCAAGAGCACUACCAGUCCACAAGAGAAGGCCUCUAGGCCCAAACCUCUGAGCUCAAAGCCGCCUCUCGGAAGGCCGGCUGGUGGCUCGAGAUGGGAGUGUUACAAGAUGUGGCCCUGGAUGCGUGACCUUCCCACAAGGCUGUGGAUGGGCAAUGGCUGGAUCAUGGAAGAGGACGGCAUGCGCAAGCUGGAGCCCUCCGAGCCCGGGGGCGCCAUGCCAGGCGUCCAGAUCUUCGAGUCCGUAGGCACCGCCGUGGACGAGUCCCAGCAGGACGGCUCUGAGGUGCUUGCAGCUGAGCCAGGCCAGGCCACCUCCAAGUUCCGGGGCCUGGAGCGCCAGAGCGGGGUUAGCCAUAUCAGCUGGGAUCCGCCGCAUCUUCGUUGGCGCAUCCAGUGGUGGGAAGCCAGGAAGCGUAAGCAAGCCUUCUUUCCCAUCAAGCUGUUCCACGAGCAAGGCCUUAGCGAGAACGAGGCCGUGGAGGCCGCGCUGCGCGAAGCCAAAGCCCACCGCGAGGAGCUGGUGCGGAAGGGCGUCCUCAAGCCACCGAAGGCCGUGAAGCCAGAGCAAGGCAAGCACUCCACCGUGAAGGGAGUCUACUAUUACAAGCCGAACCAGCAGUGGCGCGCGAAGUUGGUAGAUCCAUCCACCAAGAAGGUGGUCCAUGGCGGUCGGUUUGCCAACCAGGAGGAGGCCGAGUCCAAGGCCCGGGAGCUCGCCAAGGAGCUGGGCAUCAAGGACAUCGAGAACAGGGUGGUCCCGGUGAAGCAUCUCUCGGAGCUGAAGCACUUCGAGCCGCUGGGCCCCCAGCCGGGGGUGAGGUGGAGCCUCGGCGAGCAGUGCUGGCAUGCCUGCUGUGCAGUCAAAGGCAGGACCAGGCACUUGCGGUGCAGGCCCAAGGACUUCUCGGAGAAGGAGGUGGAGAAGGCCUGGAAGCAGGCAGUGGCCUGGCGCAAGCAGCAAGAGAAGGAGCGGGAUCAGGCUAAGAAGCGCUGA